Messenger RNA from Ipomoea nil (Japanese morning glory), 3520 nucleotides. Its product is annotated as putative late blight resistance protein homolog R1B-17. Gene Ontology annotation, molecular function: ADP binding. Gene Ontology annotation, biological process: defense response to other organism. The transcript has 2 exons. The record is from RefSeq and is a predicted model, not a curated record. NCBI's taxonomy places the organism in Eukaryota, Viridiplantae, Streptophyta, Magnoliopsida, Solanales, Convolvulaceae. The coding region runs from base 260 to 3130 and encodes 956 amino acids.
UCCCAACUACCCCUCAUGUAGGACUGAGAAAAAGUAAUGUUGCCGACAACUAGAGAAGAAGUGGGUAAUGAGUGGGUGGCAGCUAAUUAAGUCUAUCAGAAAAGUCUUCCGUCGUCUUCCAAUUAUUGCACUUCCAAUCCAAUGAGCUACACAUCUGUAUAAUUGCUAGUGUUGAUAUUAUCGCUUCUAUUUCUGCUGAUUAAGCUUCAAUUCUUCACCCAAACAUUACAUUACAUUACAUUACUAAGGGAAUUGAAGAAUGGCUUGUGUUGCUGUAAAUUCUCUUGUGAGGACGAUUGAGCUUGAGUUGUUGCAACCUCUGCCUCGCCCAAUCGUACGACAAAAGCAACUCAUCCCUGCCAAUAAAAACUUGAUCCAAAACCUCCACCAGAAACUUGGUGAUCUGAUAGAGCUGUUCGAUGAGAACAGGAUGGAUGGUAUCCAAGCUAUUAAAGACUUGGAAACUAAGCUCAGAGACGUGGCUUUCAGAGUAGAAGAUGAAAUUGAAUUCCAAAUCGUACAUCUUUAUGAGAUAGAGGAAAUGGAAGAGUUACUUGCAGGAAUAGCAGGUCUUUUUUUGGAAAACCCCCAGAGGACUAUUGACGCAGAAGAAGACUUGGGAAUUGCUGCAGAUCUUUUUGUGGAAAAACCACAAUCAGGAGAAACUGAUGAUGCCCAAAGAAGUUGGCAUUCAUUCAAACUUGGUUGUAUUUUGGAAGAAGCAAUAAGAGACAUUGAUGCCAUCUACAAAGACUUGUCCAAAGUGAAGAUGGAGUAUGUGGCCUUGCAAGGAAUUCGAAGGAAAACAACAACUACUACACUUGCCGCAGCUGCAGCUUCUACCACAUCUAGUGGUGGGGAAAACGCUUCACACUCCCAGCCCCUGCAGGGCAGCAACAUAAUGGUGGGGAAAGACAAUGAGUUCCAGAUUGUAAUGGGGAUGCUAAUUCAGCAUUCAUCAAAGCAACGGGAAAUUGUCUCCAUUAAAGGUAUGGGAGGCAUUGGCAAGACAACAUUAGCUAAACGAGUUUAUGAAGAUUCAUCAACUGUCUUCCAUUUUGACAAGCGAGCAUGGGUUGUUGCAUCACAAUAUCAUGAUAAGUCAGAAAUGCUAACGGAUCUUCUUGAAUCAAUGGGGGAUAGUAUAGAUGGUAGCACUAAAGAGGAUUGGCUAGCACAACGACUAUACCAAAAACUGGUGCAGCGAAGGUACUUUGUAGUGAUAGAUGACAUUUGGAGUGUCGAGGCCUGGGAUUCUGUUAAAGCUUGCUUUCCAGAUAAUGGAAAUGGCAGUCGAGUUUUGUUGACUACUCGCUUUGCAGAGGUGGCUACUAUUAUAGGAUCUAACAAUGACUUUUCGCAUCAAAUGCAAUUGUUAGAAGAAGAUGAGAGUUGGAAUCUAUUUAAUGAAAAGAGAAGCAACUCUCUGCGUUCUGAAGAAUUCGAUAUGAUUGUGCGACCGAUUGUUAAGAAAUGUAGAGGAUUGCCUUUAGCAAUUGUUGUUGCUGCAGGUUUAUUUUCCAAAAUUCAUACCCUAGAUGAGUGGAAGAAUGUCGCAGAAGCUCUAAAUUCAUCUGCAACAACAACAACAACAACAACAAUUGAAGAAGAAUGCUCAAGGAUACUCUCAUCCAGUUACAAUCACUUGCCUCACAGUUCGAAGGCUUGUUUUUUAUAUUUGAGCAUAUUUCCAGAAGAUAAAGAGAUCCGAAUUAAAAAUGUUGUAAAGUUAUGGAUUGCCGAAGGACUUGUAAAGGCAUCUAAGGGUAUGAGCUUUGAUCCGGCGGCUAGAAGGCACAUUCAAGAACUCAAGGAUAGGAACCUAAUUCUUGUAAGUCGGCCAAGUGGUUGUGGAAGAAAGGUAAAGACAUUUAGAAUGCACGAUUUAUUGCAUUCUUUAUGUGUGAGGGAAGCUAAAAAGGAGAAUCUUUUGCAUGUUGUCUAUAAAAGUAGGUUCAAUUUCCCUCAGAAAGAUUUCCGAUGGGUGAGCAUCCAAUCACAAAGGUUAAACGAAGAAAAAUUAUAUUCUUCUUUAAUAAACUGUCGAUCCAUAUUCGUUUUUUCCGGACAGUAUACAUUUUCAAAUUCAAAACUUAGUCCCCUGUCAAGAGUACUCUAUAAUACUGGGGUGUGUGAGAUUGCUUAUCUUGUCCAUUUGAGAUGCGUAUUGUCAUGCCUGGAAGUUACCAUUUCAGAUCCAUUUUGUAAUUGGAAUCUUCAAACACUUUCAGGUAGACGUAUUGAUAAAAUGAGCUUUUUAGAGUUCCCACAACUACAACAUUUGCGUAGUGACUGGGGUCUGAGUGAUUUUCCCAUAUCUUUUCCUGAAAACUUGAAGAGCAUUUGUGGGUUGAUUCCUGACCAAUGCACAAAAGAAGUAUUUACAAAAAUUCCAUACCUAAAGAAGGUAAUGAUUCUAUGUGAAGAUGGUUGGAGUGAUUGCAUUAAUAACAUUGCAUAUUCACACCAGCUCCAGAGUUUGCAUCUUCUUGGUACAUACCUUGGGCCUCCAUUGGUGAUUCCAAAUAUUAACGACCUUGUUUGCUUGAAAAAUCUUAUGAAGUUGAGGUUUUCGUACUUGAGAUUUGAGUGGAAGGCAAUUAAUAUUCUUAGUAAGUUGCCUAAACUUGAGGUUCUAAGGCUAAGCCGUUGUAUGUGCAUUGGUGAGGAGUGGGAACUAUCGGAGGAGGAGAAUUUCAACGAGUUAAUUUAUUUGGAAAUUAAAGCUAGAAAUCUUGAGCGUUGGGAAGCAAGUGAUUGUAAUUUUCCAAAUCUUGAGCGUCUAGUCCUUGAUUGCUGCAAAGAAUUGGAAAAUAUCCCAGAUGAGUUUGCAGAAAUUCCAAAUUUGAAGUCAAUCGAAUUGUAUGGAUGUCUUCAUUCUGCAGUGGAUUCUGCCAAGGAAAUUCAAAGAAAGCAACUUGACCAAGGAAAUGAUAAUAUGGUCGUCAUUGUGGAAAACAUAAAAGAGGUCCAUCUCUCUCCUUUACCCUUUUGCUAUUGCCUUUUUUAUUUCACUCUCAUUAUAGAGUUUCAUCAUAUCCUAAUAUAUAAUUUGGUUUCAAUGACUCAUGACAGCUUAAGUCCAGCUCUGGCAGCUCUGAAGACGAUGAGCUUAGCUCUUGAGCCAUAGUUGAAUAAAAGCAAAAAAGGGCGGACGGAGCAGCAACCACUUUUCGACAUACAGUCUCUUCUGGCAUAGCAGCUUUUUACGACAAGCUUUGGUUUUCCGGCGACAGGUGGUCCUUUUCCGACAGUAGCAGUAGUGGACGGCAGUGGGUGGUAGCUGGCGGUGUGGUUGAGAGUGACCGACGUCGACCUCUCUCUUUUGCCGGCGUCGGUGUGUGUUGAAGAAAAAGAGGAAGCACGAAAGAGAUGAGGCCUACUCUGAGUUCCCCUCCUGCGAGAAAUUUAUCUCUUUUGUCCUUUCCCAUUUAGUUUUUUUUUUUUUUUUUUUUUUUUAAAGAAAAAAAAAUUAAAAAUGCUUACAUGGACGAGAAAUGAGAUCAUAUCAGCUUAUCUC